Pararge aegeria (speckled wood butterfly) is the source of this 1069-nucleotide messenger RNA. RefSeq lists its product as uncharacterized. NCBI's taxonomy places the organism in Eukaryota, Metazoa, Arthropoda, Insecta, Lepidoptera, Nymphalidae. The record is from RefSeq and is a predicted model, not a curated record. The coding region runs from base 62 to 1069 and encodes 335 amino acids. The transcript has 5 exons.
UUUGAAAACAGAAAUAGAGAAGUAUUUGAAAAUUGAAAUCCAUUUUAAACGAUUUAAAAAAAUGGAAGUUGAGCCAGUGAGUUUUGUAAGAGACAGUACUCGUAAUCUAUUAAAAAUAAACCGUCGGAAGCACAGGGAUGAAGAAAGUGAUCUGAGACGUUCUCUUAAGGAAAUAAGCAUUACAUCAGAAGACAUAGCCAGUAUAGCUAAUAAAUUAAAAACAAAGCCUGCCAUCACUGCUGUGGAUCUGCGAACAUUGAAAAAUGGUCUCAUUAACGAUGUUAAACACUGUGCAGUGUUUCUGAACGUAAAUGGAGCUUUGAGGGGCCUUGUUAGAGAAUUAACAGGUCUUCAGGUGGAUAGGCAAUGCGCAGCUGCUGGGUGCUGCUGUAACUUGGCAUUGGGGGAUGCGAGGGUGUGUACCGCGGUGGCUAAGGCCGCUGGGUCCUACUUGGUGGCAGCUUUGGAUAACUUGACUGUUGAAUUGGCUGUGACAUGUACAUGGGCACUGGGCAACUUGGCAGGUUCUGGUAACAGAGUGUGCAGCAUCCUCGCAGCUCAAGGCGCUGUGUCCAAGCUGAGCGACUACCACGCCAACCAAGAUCUCCAGGUUGCAGCAAUAUAUGCGUUGCUACUGUUUGCGUACGAGAUGAAAGAUGAACUGAAGCCAGAACAUCUACAAAAAAUACUUCAAACUCUAUCAAAACUGGAACUCACAUCAGAUUCAUUACAUCUGCUCUUCAUACUAUCAUGUCACGAACAUUUCGCGGAAAGCAUGAAAGAAGAAUUACUAGAAAAACUCCUAAAACACCUACCUAGUGCCAUAGAGAUCCAUAACAGACAGACAAAAAUACAUUACAAUUUAAUCUAUAUACUUAGAGUUUUGGCCAACUCAAACACAAUGUAUGGGUUAAUAUUAAAUAAGUUUGUUACUUAUAAUAUUUUUGAUUGUUUCAAAUGUGUUUUAAGUAGGAAUAAUACAGUUGUAAAUGACUCAUUAUUUUGGUUGUUUGGGAACCUUUAUAUGGGCAGUGGUGAUGAUAAUUUGUUUUUAAAGUUGUUAACCUAA